AUGUCUGACGCUGCAUCCGCCGCGCAGCUCAUUGAGUCUGCCAAGAAGCUUGCUGCCAUUCGGGCGGUCGACGAGCACCUUCUCCCGUCCUACAAGUAUGUUGGUAUAGGGUCUGGCAGCACUGUCGUGUACGUGGUCGAGGCCAUCGUCAGCAAGGGCCCGGCUUUUUACAGUGGCAUGACAUUUAUCCCCACAGGCAGCCAGUCAAAGGGAUUGAUCAGAAACGCUGGGCUCACCCUGUGCAACCUGGACGAGCGGCCCGUCGUCAAUGGUAGCCCGGUCGCCCUUGAUGUCGCCUUUGACGGUGCCGACGAGGUGGACAGGGACCUCAACCUGAUCAAGGGCGGGGGUGCCUGCCUCUUCCAAGAGAAGCUGGUAGCUAUAGCGGCUCGGAAGUUCAUCGCUGUGGCUGACUCCCGCAAGCAAUCCGACCGACUCUGCACCAAGUGGAAGGCCAUCCCUAUCGAGGUCCUGCCCUUGGCCGCUCCCAGCGUGCUCAACCGCCUUCACGCCAUGGGCUCCCCUGAGGCCGCCGUGCGCUCCGGACUGCCCAGCAAGGCUGGAGAGUGCGUGACGGACAAUGGCAUGUGGAUUAUCGACGCCCCGUUUCAGCCACUCCUGCUGCCGAGCGAGCUGACCGCAGGCGUCGACGGUAAGGGUGCCAAGGGUGUCUGGGAAAUCAACACUUUGGCGGCGGAGCUCCUCGCUAUCCCGGGCAUUGUGGAGAUCGGACUCUUCCACGGCUUCAACGGUGAACAAGCCGUCGGCCUCGGCAAGGACCUCCAGGCACAAAAGCCAGUUGCCGCCUAUUUUGGAAUGCCUAACGGCCAGGUCGAGGUUCAGCGAGCAUAG
Molecule: messenger RNA, 852 nt
Organism: Purpureocillium lilacinum
Lineage: Eukaryota; Fungi; Ascomycota; Sordariomycetes; Hypocreales; Ophiocordycipitaceae
Product: ribose-5-phosphate isomerase rki1
Biological process (GO): D-ribose metabolic process; pentose-phosphate shunt, non-oxidative branch
Cellular component (GO): intracellular membrane-bounded organelle
Molecular function (GO): ribose-5-phosphate isomerase activity
Source: RefSeq, a predicted model, not a curated record